Molecule: messenger RNA, 546 nt
Organism: Acanthosepion pharaonis
Lineage: Eukaryota; Metazoa; Mollusca; Cephalopoda; Sepiida; Sepiidae
Source: the annotation of a GenBank genome assembly
AUGGCUGAUGUUUUAGUUACAAUUAUUUCUCUCUUUCUAUCUGUCGCUUCUUUCUUUCUUUCUUUCUUUCUUUCUUCGUGUCUUUCUUAUAAAGAAAUGCUUGAUAUUACCAUUCUAUCAUUCUCUCUCUUUCUCGCUCAGUUUUUCAAUCUUUCUUUUUCUUAUACGGAAACGAUUAAUAUUAUCAUUAUCAUUACCAUUUUUUCUAUCUCAAUCUCUUUCGCUUUCUUUUUUUUCUUUCUUUCUUACAAAGAAACGGCUGAUAUUACAACUACCAUUCAUUCUUUCUUUCCCACUUUCUUUCCAUUACCAUGCCUUCUUUCUUUCUUUCAUUUAAAGAAACAGCUAAUAUUACUAUUACCAUUAUUUCUUUCUUUUAAGCGAACGACUAAGAUUAACAUUACCAUGUAUUCUUUCUUUCUUUCUUUCUUUCUUUCUUUCUUUCUUUCUUUCUUUCUUUCAUUUAAGGAAACUGCUAAUAUUACAAUUACCAUUCUUUCUUUCUUUCUUUCUGAUUUUAUUCUAAACCAUACUACUCUUUCUUAA